Messenger RNA from Podarcis raffonei (Aeolian wall lizard), 3623 nucleotides. Its product is annotated as zinc finger protein 782-like. The coding region runs from base 1627 to 2460 and encodes 277 amino acids. NCBI's taxonomy places the organism in Eukaryota, Metazoa, Chordata, Lepidosauria, Squamata, Lacertidae. The transcript is spliced from 4 exons. The record is from RefSeq and is a predicted model, not a curated record. Gene Ontology annotation, biological process: regulation of transcription by RNA polymerase II. Gene Ontology annotation, molecular function: DNA-binding transcription factor activity, RNA polymerase II-specific; RNA polymerase II cis-regulatory region sequence-specific DNA binding.
CUUCUCCUUUGAAUGCAUCAGGAUUCAAUCCGCCAUCCCGAGGGAUUUCUGCCUGGGGCAUGUGUUGCCCUUGAUCGCCUCCUGCCUCCUAAGGGAUUAUGGAGUCAGGGGGAGCCCUGGAUCCCCCAGUUCCAGAGGAGUCAUUAGGCGUAUUGGAUAGUCGGAGGAAACAGUCCGAUUCAUGGUAUCCGCUUCUUGCUACAAUUGUAUAGGCUGCUUCUCUGAGCCUCUUUGCUGCUGUGCAUGGAAGGUGCCUGUGCAAAUGGUCAUUGUCCUGGCCUUAGUCAGAGGCUGUGGUGGGGACUUGGGGUGUCGUUUAACCGCCCCCCCAUUCCUGGUUUGAAGAGCACCAAUACCUAAAGCACGGACGCACGGCUCGUGGCGUGGGGUGGGUGAGGGAAGGAUUUAGCAAUGUAAACAUGGGGGGGAACCCCACUUUGUAAUUGGAUUGCGGGAUCAGCCCCUCCCCGCUCUCCUGAUCCACAGAUGGAAGAGGGGAGGAGGGAAACCUCCCCCCCCCAAUUCCUCCCCUCCCCUCCCGGCACAUCCUUCCCUCACCCCGCCCCCACAAUCCCAAAUCCCCUCCCCAAUAUGUUGCUCCUCCUCCUCGCCAUCCGAACUCUGUUCCGGGAAGGGGGGGGAUGAGCCCCCCUCCCAACCUGACUGCUUCUCCCGGAAGUGGAGCUUCUGCGCCGGAUUGCUGCUCUGCGCCGUAGCUCUAGGGGCGCGCGCUUUCGGAAAGGGGAGGAGGGGCGGCAGGGGAGGACACCCCCCCCCGUGGAUAUUGCAGGAAAGGAAAGGAGAAUCUGGAGCGAGGACAAAGAGGCAGUGUCAGAAUGACUGACAAGUUGAGAUUCUUCCCAGUCAAAGGACCCAUUUUCAUGAUAGACAGUGCCUGUGGCUGGAGGCUCUACCUACAAGGUGUGCCUAUAUAGGCCAAAGAGUGCCAGGAUUAGCACAGGUGAGGGUCUGCCUUCACCUGCAGCAGAAUUCCCCAACCCACCAAGAAUUUGAGACCCAGCAGAUAUCCUCACCUGGUUUAGCCAGCCCAUUGAAGCCGUUGCUUGGAUCACUGCCCCUGUUGCAUGCUGACAGCUUCUGGAAGCCAAAGGAUUUCCUUUCCUCCCACUCUGAAGAAGGAGAUGGAGAAGACAGUCAGAACUCCAGGAGAUGGGACACCUUUUGUUUCAUUAGAAAGAGAAAUUAAAAUGUGUGAAAUGUGGAUUAUGCUUCAUAGAAUGAGCACACAUAAUUCACAUCAAUGACCUCCAACAGGGGAGAAACCAUUGAAAGGUAAGGAGUGUAGAAAGAGUUUCACUGAUAUUGGAAAACUUAGAAUACAUCAGCAGAUUAACAUGGGCAAGAAAGGAUUCAAAUGCAUGCAGUGUGGGAAGAACUUCAGUCAGAGUGGAUCCCUCAAUAUACAUCAACGUAUUCACACAGGAGAGAAACCAUACAAAUGUAUGGAGUGUGGAAAGAGCUUUAGUCAGAGUGGACACCUCAAUUUACAUCACCAGACUCACACAGGGGAGAAACCAUUUAAAUGUAUGGAGUGCGGAAAGAACUUCAGUCAGAGGGGAUACUUUACAUCAACGGACUCAUACAGGCGAGAAACCAUUUAAAUGCAUGGAGUGUGGAAAGAGCUUUAGUGAUAUUAGAAACUGUAGAAAACAUCAACAGACUCACACAGGGGAGAAACCAUUUAAAUGCAUGGAGUGUGGAAAGAGCUUCGGUUUCAAUGCAGAACUUAGAAGACAUCAGCGGACUCACAGAGGGGAGAAACCAUUUCAAUGUAUGGAGUGUGGAAAGAGCUUCGGUUUCAAUGCAGAACUUAGAAGACAUCAACGGACUCACAGAGGGGAGAAACCAUUUCAAUGUAUGGAGUGUGGAAAGAGCUUCAGUUUCAAUGCAGAACUUAGAAGACAUCAACGGACUCACAGAGGAGAGAAACCAUUUAAAUGUAUGGAGUGCGGAAAGAGCUUUAGUGAUAAUGCACACCUUAGAAGACAUCAACAGACUCACACAGGGGAGAAACCAUUUAAAUGUAUGGAGUGUGGAAAGAGCUUUAGUGAAAAUGGAACCCUUAGAAAACAUCAACAGACUCACAGAGGGGAGAAACCAUAUAAAUGUAUGGAGUGCGGAAAGAGCUUCAGUCUGAGUGGACACCUCAAUAUUCAUCUACAGGCUCACACAGGGGAGAAACUGUAUAAAUGUAUAGAGUGUGGAAAGAGCUUUUGUGAAACUGGAAAGCUUAGAAGACAUCAACCGACUCACACAGGGGAGAAACCAUUUAAAUGUAUGGAGUGUGGAAAGAGCUUUUGUGAAACUGGAAAUCUUAGAAGACAUCAACGGACUCACACGGGUGAAAAACCAUAUAAAUGUAUGGAGUGCGGAAAGAGCUUCAGUCAGAGUGGACACCUCAAUAUUCAUCUACAGACUCACACAGGAGAAACUGUAUAAAUGUAUGGAGUGUGGAAAGAGCUUUUGUGAAACUGGAAAGCUUAGAAGACAUCAACAGACUCACACAGGGGAGAAACCAUUUAAAUGCAUGGAGUGCGGACAAAGCUUCAGCCAUAGUGGAAAUCUUAGAAAACAUCAGCAGACCCACAUCAGAAAAGCCAGUUAAAUGUUUGGCCUCUGGAAGGAGCUUCAGUCACAGUAGACUCCUUGAUUUACAUUAACAAACUCACAUAAGAGACAAACCAUAUAAUUGUCAGGAAGUUAGAUAGAGGUGGAGGUCCAGUACUUGUGGAAGUUCUAAAUCAACAGACUCAUGCACAGGUUGAACUUUAAGAGUUAAAACCCUACAAACCAUCAACAGACAUGAGGAGAAGCAGUUUAAAUGGAAAGAUUACAGAAAGUGAUUUAAUUAUAAUGGAAUGUUUAAGAAACAUCUAGGGACUCUCACAAGGGAGAACCCAUUUAGAUGUAUGGAGUGUGGGACAUGUUCCUCUCAGAGUCCACUCUUCUUCCCAGCAAUGAUCUCCAAAGAAAUCCAUAUUCCUGCUUCAGGGCCAGCUGAGUCUGUUUCUCUUGUCCUUAUCUCUUAGCUAGGUAACUCCUGUCUAAUCUGCUCUGUAUCAGUGUCACUCCCUGCUUCUGAGACCACUGCAAAAGAGGAGGGUCAAUUCCCCCCCUCCAGCUCCCAGGAAAGCUGAUCUGCCUGAGAAUGCAUUCCUACAUACUCAGCUUCAGACCAUUCCCUGACGCAUUGCGAGAACCCUUGAAAAAGAAGUGAUUUGGCUCACCAUUGGAAGCUAAGACCCCUAAAAGGUUGAAUAUGAAAGAUACGUGGUUGAAGUAUAAUGCUAUUCUGAUGGAAGUAGGGGACCUUGUGAUCCGUUGAAAGAUAAAUUAGAUGAUAGGUUCCAGUACAUCCAGAUAAAUGAAGUGUUUAAAAUGGAUAAGAAAAUUGGUUUUCAAAGAGAGAAAUCAAAACUGGAAACGGAAUUAUUAGAUACAAAACCGAAAAACCUAUCUAAGAUGUAUAAUUUAUUGCUGGAAUGGUGUACAAAAGAUGUACAAGUGAAAUCUGUAACGAUUGAAUGGGCCAGGCAUGUGGGGCACAAUAUCAUGAUGGUGGAUUGGGAGAAAUUGUGGAAAAAGGAAUCAAAUUUACAGCU